Molecule: messenger RNA, 1536 nt
Organism: Fusarium vanettenii 77-13-4
Lineage: Eukaryota; Fungi; Ascomycota; Sordariomycetes; Hypocreales; Nectriaceae
Exons: 2
Coding region: 1-1536 (511 amino acids)
Biological process (GO): transmembrane transport
Molecular function (GO): transmembrane transporter activity
Source: RefSeq, a predicted model, not a curated record
AUGAACGGCAACACGACAGGACUUGGUUUGACAAGAACCAUCUCCCGACGAGAAUCCAUCCUUUCACGUAUUCGAAGUCGCCCAGUUCCCCAGUUCACCCAUCCGUUGUCUCAUAUCAAAACGACUGAAGACGAGCUUGUUGACUUUGAUGGCCCUGACGAUCCAUAUCGGCCGUUAAACUGGCCAACCAAGAAAAAGGUUACAACCACCUUACUCUAUGGUCUUGUCACCAUGUCAGCCACCUGGGCAUCAUCUUCAUACUCUGCAGGCACAGCCCAAGUCGCAGAGCAUUUUCACGUCUCUAAGCAAGUCUCGACGCUGGGUACUACCAUAUUCCUCCUCGGCUUCGGAAUCGGACCUCUCCUAUGGGCACCUCUCAGUGAGGUUUACGGGCGGAGGUUGGCUGUGCUUAUUCCCAUGUUCAUCGCCAUCAGUUUCAGUUUUGGAAGCGCAACUGCAAAAGAUUUCCAGACUCUAAUGUUGACACGCUUCUUUGGGGCUUUCUUUGCGUCGGCGCCAGUAACAAAUACUGGCGGCGUUCUUGGAGAUCUAUUUUCACCAUCUGAGAGAGGAAUAGCAAUGGCUGGUUACGCCAUGGCCGUAGUUGGCGGGCCAGUCCUCGGCCCUAUCGUCUCUGCUGCUGUUGUGCAAGAGCCAUCACUUGGAUGGCGCUGGGCCGAGUACCUCACAGGCAUUGUCCAGGUAAUCUUCCUCACGUUGGCAGUCAUCUUCGUUGAUGAGAGUUACCCGCCCCGGCUUCUUGUAUACAAGGCCCGUCGUUUACGCCACGAGACUGGAAACUGGGCAUUGCACGCCAAGUUUGAAGAAUGGGAUGUGAGCAUCUCACAGCUCGCCCAGAAGUUCCUUGUCCGACCUGUCCAACUGCUUUCCACGCCAAUCUGCUUCUUGGUUGCGCUGUACGCCAGUUUCUGCUAUGGCAUUUUGUACAUGCAACUUGGCGCCAUUCCUAUUAUCUUUGGAGAAAUCAAAGGCUGGGGUAUUCUCGUGUCCGAGUUGCCUUUCCUCUGUAUCUUUAUAGGAGCUGUUCUUGGUUGUGGCGCCAACGUUUACAACCAGCUGCUAUACAACAAAGCUUAUCACGCAGCCGGAAACCGAGCUGUUCCCGAGAAGCGACUUCCCCCAAUGAUGAUGGGGUCUUUCAUCUUCUGCGGUGGCCAAUUCCUGACAGGAUGGACUGCACAAAAAGACAUUCACUGGGUCGUUCCUUGCAUAGGCCUGGUCCUCCUCGGCACAGGAUUCUUUACCAUUUUCCAAGCAGCACUCAACUAUUUAGUUGACACCUUCCAAACCUACGCGGCAUCUGCUGUCGCCGCAAACACUUUUCUCCGUUCUUGUUUCGCAGCUGCGUUUCCUCUCGUCGUCACGCCCAUGUAUCACAACAUCGGGGUUGGGCCCAGUUCGAGUAUCACGGGUGGGUUUGCUGCGUUGCUGAUACCCGUUCCGUUUGUGUUUUAUAGAUAUGGAAAGAGGAUUAGAGCGAGAUCGAAGUGGUCAAAGGGAUCUGUCUAUGAUUAA